This is a messenger RNA of Arvicola amphibius (Eurasian water vole), 4447 nucleotides long. RefSeq names its product solute carrier family 45 member 3 (gene Slc45a3). Gene Ontology annotation, molecular function: sucrose:proton symporter activity. The transcript is spliced from 5 exons. Lineage: Eukaryota; Metazoa; Chordata; Mammalia; Rodentia; Cricetidae. Gene Ontology annotation, biological process: transmembrane transport. The coding region runs from base 1597 to 3264 and encodes 555 amino acids. The record is from RefSeq and is a predicted model, not a curated record. Gene Ontology annotation, cellular component: membrane.
GCUUACCUUUCGUGACUCAGCCACAGGUCCACUUCCUCCAGGAAGCUUUGACUCUGACACUGCCGUGCCCCCUACUCGCUGGCCUGUGUCUCGGCUCUUGGCUCUUACACCGCCUGACCUGCACUCGGAUCACACCUCAUCAGCUUUCUCUCUCCUGCUAAGUAGAGCGCUAAUCAAUUAUUUCUGUGCCUCCAUCACUUUCACUGGUGUGGGGGAGUACUGAUGGGCACGUUUUUAGGGCUCUUAGAUGCUUCUUUUUUCUCCUCGACAUCAAAUUUCUCUGUGUAGCCCUCGCUGUCCUGGAACUGUUUGUAGACCAGGUUGGCUUUGAACUCACAAAAACCCGCCUGCCUCGACCUCCCGAGUGUGGGACUAAAGGUGCAUGCCACAACCACUCUCUUCGUCAUUUCUUUAGGGGUCCUUAGGUUGCACGUUGAAGUGUACUUCCUCCAAGGGUGGGUAAACCAGCUUCUUCAUGUUUUCUUUUGGGAUCUGUUCUUAACCUUGUUCACCUGUGUGAUUGUUUUUUCUAGGCUUGGGAUCAACUAUAAGCUAUAUAGGCUGUCCCUGCUGAACUAGACACCAGCCUGCUUUGUUUUUGAGACAUAAUCUCACUGUGUAGCCCUGGCUGGCCUAGAACUCACCAUGAAGACCUGGCUGACCUCAAACCCAUAGUCCUCUUGUCUCAGUCUCACUAAUGCUAGGAUUACAGGUGUGUUCCUGUCUUUGGGACUACACUUCCACAGAACUGACUGCCCUAGAUCCCUCUCAUUACAGAUAGACUGAUCACAGACCUGAGUAUGUCAGGGUAGAGAGAGGCCGCCAGACUUACGACCCUAGAGGUAGGGCAUCCAGAGCACUCUGCCCAGAGCUCUCCUCAGCCCCGAAUUUGGCUCAAAUGCUCAGCCCUGGCCUCUUUCUUGUGUUCCUCACCUCUAGAAAGAGGCCAGCCUAAGGGAGAGGACUCCGAUUGGCUGUGUGCACCAUGGGAAGAGCUGCCCAGGCUGGCCUGGCUGACGGACAGGUGUCAAGUUCACCGAGAGAAAGGCUGUUGAAGUUUUCCUUUGCAGAGGCUCUGAAAGAGUGGGAGGGAACUUCUGAGUGGCCUGGAGACUGUGCCGAGACCCCCGUCACUCCCUUGGUUCUCUUCCUCCUCUGUAGAGAACUUCAGGACUUUUUGGCACUCUGCUUUUAUUGUGGACCAAGAAUAGAAAGAAUUUAGUUACUGAUUUCUGCCAGGAACAGAGUCCAGCUCCAGAAGAGAGGAGCAAAAAGGGCAGUUCUGCCCUGGCGCCCUGCUUACUCGGCUGCAUUUCAGGUGACUUCUGACCUUGGCAUAGUGCUGGGAUCUAAGCAGUGUGUGCACGGGCCUGAUGGGGAUCUGACUGAUGAGCUAUGUCCCCAUCGAGGCACUGCGUGAUGACGUGUGUUUAGCGUGGGAUGAAAUGCUGCUUGGGUACCAAAGGGCUGACGGAAAUGGGAGUCUGGCUGAACCCUAGGAAGUUGGUGGUAGCGAGGAGACGCCAUGGCAGGGCUGAGCCAAAGCAGCUGUGGAGUAUGUGAACAGCCCCUGAAGCCCUAACUGCCCUGUCCAUCAUGAUCCAGAGGCUGUGGGCCAGCCGCCUGCUACGGCAUCGGAAAGCCCAGCUCCUGCUGGUCAACCUGCUGACCUUUGGCCUGGAAGUGUGCCUGGCUGCUGGCAUUACCUAUGUGCCACCCCUUCUGCUGGAAGUAGGGGUAGAGGAGAAGUUCAUGACCAUGGUGUUGGGCAUUGGCCCAGUGCUGGGCCUGGUCUCUGUUCCACUCCUCGGCUCAGCCAGUGACCAGUGGCGUGGGCGCUAUGGCCGCCGGAGACCCUUUAUCUGGGCUCUGUCCCUGGGUGUCUUGCUAAGCCUCUUUCUCAUCCCAAGGGCUGGCUGGCUGGCAGGGCUGCUGUGCCCAGAUACCAGGCCCCUGGAGUUGGCCCUGCUGAUCUUGGGAGUGGGGCUGCUGGACUUCUGCGGCCAGGUGUGCUUCACUCCGCUGGAAGCCUUACUCUCGGACCUCUUCCGGGACCCAGACCACUGCCGUCAAGCCUUCUCUGUCUAUGCCUUCAUGAUCAGCCUUGGGGGCUGCCUGGGCUACCUCUUACCUGCCAUUGACUGGGACACCAGUGCCCUGGCCCCCUACCUGGGCACUCAGGAGGAAUGCCUCUUUGGCCUCCUCAGCCUCAUCUUUCUCGCCUGCAUGGCAGCCACUCUGUUUGUGACCGAGGAGGCAGUCCUGGGCCCACCCGAGCCAGCAGAAGGGCUGUUGGUCCCCUCCGUGUCACCCCGCCGCCGCUGCCCGUGCCGUGUCAGCCUGGCUUUCCGGAAUCUGGGCGCCCUGUUUCCCCGGCUGCACCAGCUGUGCUGCCGCAUGCCUCGCACCCUGCGCCGGCUCUUCGUGGCUGAGCUGUGCAGCUGGAUGGCUCUCAUGACUUUCACACUGUUCUACACAGACUUUGUGGGAGAGGGGCUGUACCAGGGCGUACCCAGAGCCGAGCCAGGCACCGAGGCCCGGAGACACUAUGAUGAAGGCAUCCGAAUGGGCAGCCUGGGGCUCUUCCUGCAGUGCGCCAUCUCCCUCUUCUUCUCCCUGGUCAUGGACAGGCUGGUACAGCGGUUUGGCACCCGGGCAGUCUAUCUGGCUAGUGUGAUGACUUUUCCUCUGGCUGCUGGUGCCACAUGCCUGUCGCACAGCGUGGUCGUAGUAACAGCCUCAGCUGCCCUCACCGGCUUCACCUUCUCGGCCUUGCAGAUCCUGCCUUACACGCUGGCCUCCCUCUACCAUCGCGAGAAACAGGUGUUCCUGCCCAAAUACCGAGGAGAUGCUGGAGGUGGUAGCAGUGAGGACAGCCAGACAACCAGCUUCUUGUCAGGCCCUAAGCCAGGAGCUCCCUUCCCCAAUGGACAUGUGAGCCCCGGCAGCAGUGGCAGCAUCCUGGUGCCUCCACCUGCACUCUGCGGGGCCUCCGCCUGCGAUGUCUCCAUGCGAGUGGUGGUGGGUGAGCCACCCGAGGCCAAGGUUGUGAGUGGGCGGGGCAUUUGCCUGGACCUUGCCAUCCUGGACAGUGCCUUCCUGCUGUCCCAGGUGGCUCCGUCCCUAUUCAUGGGCUCCAUUGUCCAGCUGAGCCACUCUGUCACUGCCUAUAUGGUGUCAGCUGCAGGCUUGGGUCUGGUCGCCAUUUACUUCGCUACGCAGGUAGUGUUUGACAAGAAUGACUUGUCCAAAUACUCUGUGUAGAUGCUGUUGUAAGGCAUCGAGGAAGGGUCUGUCUCAGGAGUCUCGGCCUAGAGGGCUGCUAAGCUGGCCUUUCCAGGUCUGUUGUUGCCUAAGUGGUGUAGCUCUCUGCUGCCCCCCUAAGGCCGUGAGGUGUGUAGUUGCACAGAUAGAAGCCGGCCCACUGGCCGCGUCCCACAUGGGUGCCCGGCUAAAGUUCCGCAGGGAUGCAAGUGUGGGUUUGUACCUGUGCGUCACCAAGGCUCAGAGUUAAUGGCUAAUCUCCUGCUUGAGUCACCAUGGAGGGAUUUGGGGACCUGAAUGAACUUCCCUCUUAAGUCUCUUGUCCAGAUUCUGCCCCCGUUGCUCUUGCAUGGGCCUUUCCUCCAUGGGGUGCGACAGGAUGGAAGGAGGAAGGAGGAGCCCUAAGAGGCAUGAUGAGACCCCGCGGUCCACAGCGCCGCUUUUCUGCCGAGUCUCCCGCCCCACCUGUUCCGGGAAAUGGCUCGGCUUGUUGGCCCUUUCGUUGGCCCGUGUGUUGCCGUCAGGGAGGCACAGGCCUUUAAAUAUUUAAUUUAUUUAUUUAACACAUUAGAAGUAAAAUUCAUUCCCAUUUUGUGUGCCUAGGAGUUGAGUAGGGUGGGAUCCCCAAGGAUUGGUUCCACUAAAAUAGCCGAUACUGCAGACUCCUCUUCUAGGGUGAUAGAUACGGUCCCCCAAACUGCCAAGCCAGUACCUUGGGCAGUCCUCUUCACCCUGACUGAGAGCCAUUGAGGGAAAGUGGAAUGGGGUCCAGGCUCUUCACAGCUUGCCAAGUCCCACUUUUCUCUUGCCCCAGCUUGGCUCCCUGACUCCCUCACUGCCCCCCUAUAGGACUGAACCCAUGAAGCAACUGCCCUUCCAACUCUGUCCAUUGGCUCCGUGACCUCUGUGUGGGACUUUUUGAACCCGAAGCACAAGUGUGGUUCCUAAGGCCUCUGCCCGUCGCAGCCUCGGGGGCGUACCUGUCACAGCCUGGGGAAUCUCACACAAACUCAGGAGUACUCCCUGCCAGAGCCAAGGAGCUCUCGUCUAGGGGGUGAAUUUCAGUGCUGAUUGCAAUAAUGUUGUGUCUUAUUUAUUUAGCAGAGUAAAUAUUUUAUACUGUAUGUGAGAAAUCAGAGUAUAAUGUUUAUGGUGACGAAAUUAAAAGCGUCUUAUAUGUUUA